AGAGAGAGAGAGAGCGCAUCAGAGGAAGAAGAUGGAGGGAAUGGCGUAUGGAGCGGGGAAGGCUGGAGGAGCCUUCGACCCCAUCACUUUCUUCCAGCAGCCGCACACCGUCCUCCGCAUGGUGUCCUGGCUCUUCUCGUUGGUGAUAUUUGGGUGCAUAGCUAAUGAAGGCUAUGUGAACAGGCCUGACGAGGUGGUUGAGUACUGUGUCUACAACCGAAAUCAGAACGCCUGCAACUACGCUGUUGGCAUGGGAACGCUUGCCUUCCUCAGUUGCAUGGCCUUCCUGGCUCUGGACGUCUACUUCCCCCAGAUCAGCAGCGUGAAGGACCGCAAGAAAGCCGUGCUGGCUGACGUUGGGGUGUCAGCGUUCUGGUCUUUCGUGUGGUUUGUGGGCUUCUGUUUCUUGGCCAAUCAGUGGCAGGUGGCGAAGCUUGAAGAUAAUCCGCUGAAGGAAGGUGCUGAUGCAGCUCGGGCAGCAAUCACCUUCGCCUUCUUCUCCAUCUUUACCUGGGCUGGGCAGGCAUUUCUGGCCUUUCAGAGGUAUAAGCUGGGGGCGGAUUCGGCCCUGUUCUCGCAGGACUACACUGACCCCAGCCAGGAUGCAGCAGCUGCCCCCUAUAGUGCUUUCACCAGUGGAGACGACCUGGAGAGCCCAGGGGGGACCGGAUCAUACCAGCAGGCCAGUGGCGAUGGAGUGUUCGACGGGUCUGCAGGGUACCAGCGCCAAGAGUACUAGUCUUGAGGAGGGGUGGAGUUUGGUUAGUACUGAACAGGGGGCACAGGGUUGUGGAGAGUCAAAAGGAGACUUGCAGGCUCACCAGAUAUUUUAUAGCAAACAUAACAUACACUACCAUUCAAAAGCUUAAAAACACUGCUCGUAUAUCAAUAAUCAUUUUUUUAUUCAAAGCAAUAUUUCAUUUUUGUAUUUUUUAUUUAUUUACUUUUAUUUUUGGGACAUUUAAAGUUCUAUUUAUAAUAACAAAAAUAUGUAAUAUUGUAAAUAUAUUCAGGGGUAUUGCUUAGGGCCCCUGAGUCAGAAGGAAAUGUGUGAUAUGAUAACCAAUAUUGUGAUUAAUAUUUUUCAGUAGGCAUCACAAUAUUAGAAAAUAUGUUAAGGAACACAUCAUCUAUGAUUUUCACAAAAUAAAAAAUGACCCACAUGCAAAAUAAGAGUCACAUUUUACUUAAACACAUUGUUUAUGUUCUGAUUAUUAAUUAAUUGAAGAGACAUUAUGAUCUAAAACUAGCAUUUAAUAUGCUAUUUAGUGUUGCAUUGCUACAACAGUUAAACAGAAGUGACAAUUUUGUAUUUUUUCAUGUUUUCAUCCAUCAGUGUUCUCUCACUACACUACCCAGCAUGCAUUACCUAAAUAUAUUAUUGGGAGUUCCUACGGUGCUCAACAACUUCUGACUUCUAGCCACUGAUUUAGCAGCUAAUAAAUACAUCUGUGGCUCUAGCUAGUCCACUCUGAUAAAGGAAUAACUUAGAUAAAGAAUUAGCCAGCUAGCAAACAGCCCACUCCUAAUUAUUUACCUCAGGGCACUUGUAGUGUUACAAUUCGCUUCCACCUUCUAAAUACAUCAUCAGAAGGGGUUAUCCUAGCCUUUAAAUCAGGAGAUCUCACUUUAGAGACAAUUGUGGCACCACAGAAAUAGGUAAGGAAACAUGUUUAGAACAGAUGUAAAACAGAUGACUCAAUUGCUCGUUUUGGCAGGAGUUUCCCUUUGAGUAUUAAAUAUUCUUUUUUCUUUCUCGCACAAUAAUACAACUGGAGUGUGGGGACCCUCCAACUAUGAUGUCGUUUGAAAUCCACAAAUGUUCAGAAAUGGCCCUGUAUAUGUUUAAAAUAUUAUACCGCUUUAUACAGCUAUAUUAUUAUUAAAUAUGUGUCCAAGCUUUUGAAUGUUGAUUCUAAACUAUUGAAUGGUAGUGUGUGUGGCAAGCAUUUGGAUUAUCAGUUCUUCUGAGCAUUUAAAAGCCAGUGUAGGAACACCUGUGCAGGAAGGGCUUCUGUUUAGGUUUGGGGGGAUGGACGGAUAGUACAGUAUUGAGUGAAGUUAGCUCAGUGCCCAUGAUCAUACCAGUUUGCCUUCAACUCCAGUGGUUUGAUUUUAGUUGAUCACUUGCUAACAGUUCAUCUGCUUGCAUAGAAUCAAUUGGUGCAUUUGGGCACUGCAGACAUCUUGUACUUUCUGCAUGCGUAAUGAAUAUACAGUGCUGUGCAAAAGUCAGAGACCACCCUUCAUUUAUUUAAUUUGCUGAAAAAAUAGCCAUAAGUUAUUCAUUUUACAGAACAUAUUUCUGACGUGAUUGGCUAUACGAUAAUCUAUUUGCACAGGGAAGAGGGCAAGUAAAGGAAAUAUCUGUGAGGUUUUGAGAAAAUGUAACUUCUAACAACCGUGCAAGACCUAGUAGACCGCCAAAACUGUAACCACCAGAUAAACAGGAGAUUCUUCACUGUGAGAAGACAACCCAGCGCUGUGAGUCUGAAAAGAUGUGUAGAAUCAAGAAGCCUCACUGAGAAAAGGAGACAGACACAUCAAACAAAGAGGUUGCUGGUGUUCCCAGAACAAUAGACUGAUCACCCCAGAGUCCAGACCUCAGCAUCACUGAAUGUGUUUGAUUACUUGGAUUGUGAGAGGCAAAAAUGCAACCAACUUCUAAGACUGAACUUUGGAGUUGUGGAAAAAUACCCCUUCAGAUUUCACUGACAAACAGAAGCAAGUCUCCUGAAAAGAAUGGAAGCUGUAAUAAAAGCUAAGGGUGGACACACUAAACACUGAAACGAUGAUAUUUAGUUGUUAAGGCAAUAUAUUUUUUGUUGAAUAUAUGUUUUCUAACAUUUUCCGAUGUUGCAACAUUAAUAACAUACAUAAUGGCUGACUGAGUUUAAAAUAGAUGGAUGGGUGGUUUUAGGUUUUUGCACUGUGCUGCCUAUGGAUGUUGGUAUUUGGAUAUUACUAAGAUAUGAAUUCACUCAUUUUUCCUCUUGGAAGCUACCUGUAGCCCUGGGACACUGGUCAUAUCUAAUGGAAAAACACUGCCGGUUAGGACAUGCCUGAUGACAGUGCCUCAGUCUGCCCUCUCAUCAACCAUAGAAAUGAGCUGUGUUGGUGUACAUGUCGUUUAUCUGUAUGUCUGUAUUUUUCUUUAUCUGUCCAUUGGGUCAGGACCAAGUGAUGGUGAGAUGUUGGAUGGAGAGUAAGACAGGUAGCCACAUCUUUUAACCACUCUAUAAUUUUCUAAAAACAUAUUUAGCUACCAAGAAACAGAUUGAUAUGUUGAUAUAUUAUACUGAUAUAUCAUGUGACCGAUAAAAUCAGCCAAUACUGAAAGCUCCAUAUCAUGGAAAACUGAAUCCUCUCUCUUUUCUUUCAUUAAGAGUUUCGUCUAGUAUGUAAACACUGUUAAAGCUCUAGUGUUUACUGCUCACAUUCCAGAUCAUACAGAAAAUUAAGCAAAAACAGUCCACAUUCAUGGUGUGAUGCUAUUUUGAUCAACAAACAUAAGAAAUGUAUAUUAUGUAAGACAGUGUACAUUGCGCUGUUUGCUUACGUUUAACUGGGCAAUUACUGACAAAAACUGACAAUUAGGUCGGUCAUGACAUUUUAGCUGAAUAUUAAUGGUCAUAUAUAGUCGUAUGCAAAGUCUGAACCCUGGUUGAAUUAAGGUUUGGUUGAUUUAAAGUGAAAAUAAGUUAACACAUUCUCCAUGUGGGAAGAAUAUGGCAUUAAAUGUUACGUGUGAUUUCUUUUAGUUUAACAUAUUAACAUAUUGGGAAAAAAACAUUAAAUAUACUUUUUUUUGACAGGGCACAUUUAAUGUUUAUUUUCACCAUUAUGUGAAAUUCUUGUCUGUCCUGCAAUGAAUUGUUGAACUGUCCGUGGUGUAUCCUGCCUUCCGCCCAAUGACUGCUGGGAUAGGCUCCAGCAACCUCCUGCGACCCAGAAGGAUAAGCGGUUUGUGUGUGUGUGUGUAUGUGUGUGUAUGUGUGUGUUAAAUUCAGCAGAUAAACAGUGUGCAUUAAAAUGUGCAGAAGUGUGUUCUCUAUAGAAGAUUAUUAUUUUCUCAUAGGAAAUCAACGAAAACAUAAGUUGACCAGGGAUGCCCAAACUUUUGCAUACGACUGUAAGUAGUUGCAGUUAACAGUUUGAAUGUCUUUUUUGUUCAUUAUAUACAACUCGCAUAAAGUGGAUAAAGUGUUUGAUUGGCUGAUGAUACUUAGUUUAUUGCAACAUAAGUAUAUGACUAAUCCUGUAAUAUAAAGACAAUGGAAUAACUGUGACGGGUCUACUGAGAACCAUAUCAGCCAAGAAAGCACCGUUGAAAUAAAAACAAUGGGGUAUUUGGGCCCAUCUAAAAUUUGCCUGAUAUCAGUUACUGGAAUUUUUUUAGCUCUUUAAGAUCAGCGAUGAAGGUUUGCUGAUGAUAUCGGUCGGGCCCUAACUUAUACAUGGAGCGGUUAUCAGAGGGUAGCAACUCUGGCCAGAGUUCAUUAUCAGCUCUUCUUUCAGACUAAAGAAUCUGCUUCAGCGUAGCUCCAGUGCUUCAUGACCAUGAGUUAGAUUUAUUUUUAAAAGUGGUACAUAAUGACAGCGACAUAUGUGAAUAAUCAUGAAUCUGUACAAAGAAUUAUUUAUUUAGUAAGUGCUGAGUAUUUAAAUCGUUAUUUUCAGUGCUUGGGUUGGUGAGAUGUGUUGGAGGAUCCACAGAGCUGACUUUCCAGACACAUCAUUUGGGCUAAAUUACAUUGUCAGUGUGGAUUUUCUAUUGAAAGCCCAUAUGUAGUCUUGUUUAAUCUGUGUCUGCAGGAAACGGCCCAUUGGGUUUAGCUAUUAAGAGCUUCCUAAUGUUUCGCUGCAUCGAUCAAUUCAGUCAAUUGUCAUCAUACACACAAAAAUCCAACCAUAUAAAAGCUCAAUGUGUGUAUAUAGAUAUGUAAAUCUGUAAUUGCAUAUAAAAGUUCAGAAUUCAGUUUUAUUUUAAAACAUCAUCAUUCUGUGAAAUGUAUGUAUCAUUCUGGUGCACUUGUAUGUAUGUGAACAUUUUUUUCUUCAACAUUCCUGGGAAUACAGUUUUAUUUUGGAAUAAUAAUGACUGCAAUUAAAAUACAAAAAUAAAUAAAUAAAAAAUUGGGAGACCAAACUAUAUAGCUAUGUAGGACUGUGUGAUCUUCUCUGUGUUAAUCUAGCUAUAGCUACAGAAAAUGAAAACCAGUUUACUGAGUGCUGUUUUUGAUGUGAUGGAUUUUAAUCUGUAAAGACACUGAGAAAUAAAUAAAUAAAUGACCAAAACAGUUCCUCUA
This is a messenger RNA of Pygocentrus nattereri (red-bellied piranha), 5309 nucleotides long. Its product is annotated as synaptogyrin-1. Gene Ontology annotation, cellular component: neuromuscular junction; synaptic vesicle membrane. Lineage: Eukaryota; Metazoa; Chordata; Actinopteri; Characiformes; Serrasalmidae. The transcript has 4 exons. Bases 32 to 739 code for a protein of 235 amino acids. The record is from RefSeq and is a predicted model, not a curated record.